Messenger RNA from Gamsiella multidivaricata, 813 nucleotides. RefSeq lists its product as uncharacterized. Gene Ontology annotation, molecular function: DNA binding. NCBI's taxonomy places the organism in Eukaryota, Fungi, Mortierellomycota, Mortierellomycetes, Mortierellales, Mortierellaceae. The transcript has 4 exons. The record is from RefSeq and is a predicted model, not a curated record. Bases 1 to 813 code for a protein of 270 amino acids.
AUGCUUGAGCGUUUUCAAAGAACGAGCUCGUUCCUAACUUCUCUGACGCAGAUGAUUGGCACUCUAUCCAAGUCCUCAGAGGCAUACCACCUCGGCUUGGACCUUGACCAUAUCCGUCACCUCGGCCGCUGGAGUACGGUCCAGAUGAAGUCCUAUUAUGCUCCCAAGUUGCCUACGAUCGGAGCGUUCUGCAUGGCUCGUUUCAGGAAAGACGAACCAUACUUUAUUGAGCGCGAUCUAGUGACGCCGCCAUUACAGCUCCGGCGCCUUAUCUUUCCAUGGAUCGAGGAUACCUUUGUGAAUGACGAGGGUCUAUCGUGGAAGACGCCGUCCUGGAUCGAAGAGUGCGACAAGGAGAUGUUGGGAGCAGACCCAGAUCAUCAACUCUGGGGCACAAAAGAUAUUAAUCACAGCACACAAUGGCAUUCCGAUCCCGUACAUCUCUCUACUUCUUGCUCCUCGCCAUCCUCGCCCUCUUCGUCCUCGUGGACACUCACUCGCACGUCGAAGCCCUCCCGACCUGAAAGCGCGCCGCUCCGCAGGACAUCGCCUCUGCUCCUGCCUCGACAUCGUCAUCGUCGACAAAUCUCCACAACGGAACCGCCACCGCCCCACGAAAGAGCCCACGAAAUCAGCGUCAAGAAGAAAAAAGAACGCGGUGGUGAGGAGGAACCCGUUCUUGAUCCAGAACCUCGAAGGGGCGGGCAUGAUGCGACACAUUCGGAUUUGGUGCGAGCAUUGGGAGUCGUGUCUCAACCUGUCGUGGCGGAGAGACGGAAGAGAAGGCGCGAGGCCAAGGCGAGGAAGGUCUAG